Messenger RNA from Metopolophium dirhodum (rose-grain aphid), 524 nucleotides. RefSeq lists its product as uncharacterized. The record is from RefSeq and is a predicted model, not a curated record. Lineage: Eukaryota; Metazoa; Arthropoda; Insecta; Hemiptera; Aphididae. The transcript has 2 exons. The coding region runs from base 53 to 481 and encodes 142 amino acids.
UCUGUGAAGAUCUAGGUAUGUGUAAGACAUUGUAAGUGACCGUUCUGUGGAAAUGAACUUAACUUUCAUUCAUAUAAAUUAUGGUUUUUUACCGACAACAAUAAUACAACUUGAAAAACAAAAACUCCCGUUACAUGAGUCAAUAGUGACAGUGAAAUCCGUCGAAAAUAAGUUAGAGCACAUUAUUGACGAGGCAGGCACUGCAAUCAAAGAAAAAUUAAAAAAUGUUUUGAAAAAAAACUGUGGUUUUAAUGAUUUAAAAAAAAUAUCAAGCAUUUUAACUGGUGAAUCAACGUCAAUAGAAGGACUACCAGAAGACUUAAAUGGGAAUGACUUGGCUCACUUUAAAUACGCAACUUCAUCGGAUGUUGAAAGAAGUUUUUCGCGCUACAAAAAUGUACUUACAGACAACCGUCGUUUGAUUAAGAUAGAAAAUAUCAAAAAAGUUCUGGUUAUUCAAUGCAAUACAUUUACAGAUUGAAAAAAUUACAAUCCAUCAAACACAGAAUACAAGCCAAAACAUU